AUGACAUUGAUUAAAAAGGUUGGUUUACCUGUAUUAUUUGGUAUGGGUACAUAUUAUGUUUGCAUUUCCGAUCAAUAUAAAAAUUUUUGUAAUAGCAAAUGUUUCUGGACACGAACCAAUGAGCAAGUAAGACAAAUCUUGGAUCAUUCACAAGAGACACAUUUUCUUCAUGAUUAUUCUAAAUUAUUUCAAAAUAAUGAUUCUGUAUCUAAUGCAAACACUGUAGAAAAUAAGGGUGGUGAAAAUAUUAUCAACACAACUAGUAACGUACAAUUACUGUUAGUAUUAAGCAAAGUAGAAUUAUUGAAAGAUAUAUGGAACUACCAAGUUUAUAAACUCUGGAAUUGGCUAUAUUCUUCAUAA
Molecule: messenger RNA, 363 nt
Organism: Arxiozyma heterogenica
Lineage: Eukaryota; Fungi; Ascomycota; Saccharomycetes; Saccharomycetales; Saccharomycetaceae
Exons: 1
Coding region: 1-363 (120 amino acids)
Source: RefSeq, a predicted model, not a curated record